This is a messenger RNA of Priapulus caudatus, 1416 nucleotides long. RefSeq names its product elongation factor 1-gamma-like. The transcript has 10 exons. Gene Ontology annotation, cellular component: cytoplasm; nucleus. Gene Ontology annotation, biological process: translational elongation. The record is from RefSeq and is a predicted model, not a curated record. Gene Ontology annotation, molecular function: translation elongation factor activity. Lineage: Eukaryota; Metazoa; Priapulida; Priapulimorpha; Priapulimorphida; Priapulidae. The coding region runs from base 3 to 1337 and encodes 444 amino acids.
UAAUGGGACUAACCAGGGAGUUGCGCAGGUAUAGAGAUUUCGCUGCGCCGCGCAUCUCCCUUUCCACGUUCGUGAUGGCUGCCGGUACUCUGUAUACAUACCCGGAAAAUUUCCGUGCAUACAAAAUCCUCAUCGCCGCACAGUACAGCGGUGCUAAAGUCGAAUUGGCAAAAGACUUCAAAUUUGGAGACACAAACAACACAGAUGCGUUUCUUAAAAAGUUUCCUCUAGGAAAGGUGCCAGCAUUUGAGGAUGACACCGGUGUUACUCUUUUCGAAAGCGAUGCUAUAGCUCGUUAUGUUGGUAAUGCUACGUUGCGGGGUACCACAGGAGCAGAUGCGGCUAAAAUCUGCCAGUGGGUAGAAUUUGGAAACAAUGAAAUCUACCCUUCUGCAGCCACGUGGGUGUUUCCAUGUCUAGGUGUCAUUCAAUUUAACAAACAAGCAACAGAAGAAGCCAAAGGACAUGUGAAGAAGGCCCUUGGUGUGCUAGAUGGACAUCUUAAGACACGCACUUUCCUUGUUGGGGAGCGUAUUUCUCAAGCUGACAUAUCCGUUGCCUGUGAUCUACUACUACUCUACCGCUAUGUACUUGAUCCUGCAUUCAGGGCUGUGUUUGGCAAUGUCAACCGUUGGUUCCUCACACUGCUACACCAGCCUCAGUUCAAGACUGUAAUUGGAGACUUCGAGUUGUGCCAGAAGGCUGCGCAGUUUGACGCUAAGAAGUACCAGGAACUUCAUGGGAAGAAGAAGGAAGAGAAACCGAAACAGGAGAAAAAACAAGAGAAGAAGCCAGCAAAAGCAGCAGAACAGGAGGAACCUGAUGCAUCAGAGGAAGCAUUAGCAAAGGAACCUAAACCGAAGGAUCCAUUUGCAGCCUGUCCUAAGAGCUCGUUUGUAUAUGAUGAAUUCAAGAGGAUGUACUCAAACAAUGAGACAUCAGAAUCUAUUCCUUGGUUUUGGGAGCACUUUGAUAAAGAAGCCAACUCAAUCUGGUAUGGAGAGUAUAAGUACCCUGAGGAUCUCACGAUGAUUUACAUGAGCUGCAACCUCAUAAAUGGAAUGUUCCAGAGGUUAGAGAAGAUGAGGAAGGGUGCAUUUGGUAGUGUUGUUCUCUUUGGAGAAGACAAGAAAAGCACCAUUGCUGCUGUAUGGGUGUGGCAAGGCCAGGACCUUGCCUUUACUCUAAGUCCGGACUGGCAGAGUGACUACGAGUCCUACACAUGGAAGAAACUUGAUGCUGACAGCCCGGAGACAAAGAAAAUGGUUGACGAGUACUUCGCAUGGGAAGGAGAUUUUGAUGGCAAGAAGUUUAACCAAGGGAAGAUCUUUAAGUAAUUUCUAAGCCACGCAAAUGUGCAGCAAUGGUAUUUUGGAUCUUGACAUUAAAAUAACAUAAAUUAUGUACUGCAAAUAA